AUGAAGUUCUCUCUUAUUGCUCUUGCCACCCUCUUGCCCGCGACGGCCUUCAGCGCAGCAAUGCCUGAGGACGCCGCAGAUGCUGCCCCGACCUUUUACACUGGAUCAGAUAUUCCUGCCUUGAACCUCGAAGAGCGAGACCUGGAGAAGCGAGCUGUCAGCGGAUAUGUCAAGACCGAUGGGCUCCGCUACCGGACUUGUCCCCGGACCACCUGCACCGCUGUUGGCCAAUAUGCCAAGGGCACUAAGCUCAGCCUGGUCUGCUACACUCGGUCCAACACUACACCAGUCAAUGGUGACAAGGGCUGGGCCAAGUUGACGAAUGGCUACUGGGUUGCGAUGGCGAACGCUGCGUAUAUCGGAUGGAGCGGCCCACUUCCCGCCUGUUAG
Molecule: messenger RNA, 390 nt
Organism: Aspergillus nomiae NRRL 13137
Lineage: Eukaryota; Fungi; Ascomycota; Eurotiomycetes; Eurotiales; Aspergillaceae
Product: NlpC/P60-like cell-wall peptidase
Exons: 3
Coding region: 1-390 (129 amino acids)
Source: RefSeq, a predicted model, not a curated record